CAGGGUUGUCUUAGAUUCGAGUAAAUACGGUCAAUGACCUGGAAGUAUCGGGCCCCUUGUAGGAGUCUCUAAUCAGAUUCACGUUGCUCUCUCGUAGACUAUGCCCUCUCUGCUUCAUUCAUGCUUGUUGUAAAAGGCUGCAUAAAGGAAUGUGACAAAUGUUAUUUAUGUUGCAGUAACACCCCAAAUGUGCUAGCAAACGUACAAGACGGCGUGGCUUCUGCUGCUAAGAAUUCACAGUGUAGAAAUGAAGCGACCGCUGAAGGUGUGUAAAGAAUUCUUAGACAAAUUUUACAACUCCUUAAAAGAAAAGCAUUCGGACUUCACUGUGGCUGCCAUAGAGGAGGCUCUGCUCAGCAGCUGCAAGACCGCAAAAGGAAAAGAACAGCGCCUGUGCUAUUACAUUGGAGCAAUAAGUGAUGCACCUACCAAGAUCAUCAGCGAAGUCAGCCGCCCAAUGAGUGCCCAUGUGCCUGUGCCCAAGAUCUGUGAUAAGCUGAAGAAGAUAGAUAUUCAGAUCUGUGAACUCAAAUACGAAAAGAAACUGGACCUGACAGCAGUGGAUCUCUCCAAAAUGCGAGUGGCAGAGCUCCGGAAGAUCCUGGAUAGCUGGGGAGAAAUGUGCAAGGCCUGCAUAGAGAAAACCGAGUUUGUGAACCUGAUUAAGGAGCUAGCCCCGAAAUAUGCGCCUCCAAACUCCCGAGCAGACCUUUAGCUUGUGCUCGUUCCAAACAAGCAGUGGCUAGAGUAUGUCAAAGAAUGACUGAGUGACACUGCAGUAGCUGGGCUAAAUUAAUUUAGAUGUUUGGCAAUUGCUCACAAGGGGCAAGAAUUUCCACAUAAUUAUUGCUAAUAAUUGCUUUUACAGCACCGUAGUGCUGGUACUUAUAAACACAAUGAGACAAGGUUGCUGCAGUAAGGAACUAUGAUUAAUGUGAUUAGUAUGAUUAGUAGUAGUAGCAUUUCUUAUUGUAAUGAGAAGCCUCAGUCCCAUAUAUGCAUAUAAUAAAAAGCUGGUUCUUUCCC
This is a messenger RNA of Gavialis gangeticus (Gharial), 1026 nucleotides long. RefSeq names its product cerebral dopamine neurotrophic factor (gene CDNF). Gene Ontology annotation, biological process: neuron projection development; dopaminergic neuron differentiation. NCBI's taxonomy places the organism in Eukaryota, Metazoa, Chordata, Crocodylia, Gavialidae. The transcript is spliced from 4 exons. Bases 248 to 715 code for a protein of 155 amino acids. The record is from RefSeq and is a predicted model, not a curated record. Gene Ontology annotation, cellular component: endoplasmic reticulum.